Messenger RNA from Bolinopsis microptera, 2712 nucleotides. RefSeq lists its product as uncharacterized. The record is from RefSeq and is a predicted model, not a curated record. Bases 53 to 451 code for a protein of 132 amino acids. The transcript is spliced from 4 exons. Lineage: Eukaryota; Metazoa; Ctenophora; Tentaculata; Lobata; Bolinopsidae.
UAAUUGUGCAGGCAUGUAAAGAGUAUGUAAACAUUCGGGAUUUAUUAAUAAUAUGGUUGCUGAUAUGGCUGGUCCGCUGAACGCUAUUAAAAGGACUGUCAUCGACGGAAAAAGUGUGAUCCUUUUGGACGGUCCACCUCAAGUUUUAUCCUGGAACGAAUUCAAGUCAAUCUGCAAACUAUUCGAAGAAGUGGAUUGGUUUGACAUCGCAGAGGUCACUGGAGCCGACUUUACAUCGAGCAUGCAGACGCCAGUCAACGGGCCCGGAUGCCUCAAGUUUCCAAGACAGGAAGAGCGCAAGAAUGCUAUUACCAGUGUGCCCAGUGUUGAGAAAACUGUAUUAGCCUCCCUUGACGAGAAGCCCAUAAGUAAUAGCACACCAUUGAAAACAAAGCCUUCCAAGAAAAAAGGUUUCACGGAGAGGAGGUUUAGGAAGUCCGAGAAAUGGUAGAGGAAUCCCCGACACUCAAAGAGGUGGCAGCCCAGCACAUGCUCUCAAAAGAGACUGUCUCUUAUCUCAGUCACCUGGGUAUCACCAGCUGUACUAACCUCCGCAAACUUACUCAGGACGAUAUCUCACACCUCCAGAUCCCGAUGGGUCAGAAGCGCAAGGUUUCCUCCGCCGUGGGUCAGUUAACCGGCAAGCCCAUGGUACCCAUACCUGGAUCCUUCAGGUCUAAGAGCACCAGCGGUGGCAGGAAUGUUGAGGGAGCACUUGCUGAACAUCCCAAAUUCUGGGCGGACCACAUGGGCAACUCUAAGCUCAUAAGAAUGCUCUAAUACAUUAAUUCCUUUUGUUGGAGCGUGUGUGUGUGUGUGUGAUAUGUAAAAAUCUUGUAAAUAUAUUUUAUGACACUGCUUGACACUAAGAUAUUCGACCAAUGUGAGUUGCUCGUGGAUUAAUCUCAUUAUGGAACGGAGGAGGCAAGACAAGGCAUAAUUGUGUUCCUGACAAGUAUGAUUUAUAUGAUUUGGUUAUAUAACAUGUAAACUAACUAAGUAACGAGCCGAUUUGUUGCAACCUCUCUGCAAGUGCAACGUAUAUUUUAUAUAAUAUGGUUUCACGCACUAAACUCACAUAUUUCGUAAGUUCGUAGUAUGGUUGGUGUUAAAGUUAUUUUAUUCAGGCCAAAAAUUUAUCACACAGUUUUUAAAAUUUGUAAGAAAUUUAAUUACACAGAAAAAUGUUGUCUACUGAUUGAAAUAAGGCGAUAACGAACUUCUCGCUCUAGUAGGAUGGUUUGUUUCAAUGAUCAUUUUGCCAGUUUCAACCAACUUUGAGAGUCGCACUUGAAACUCUUCCUGGUUACCAUGGUAACCAAACUUGAAUCCUGGAAAAUUAUAUCCUUUUUAGAUCAUAUUUGAAAGUCGACUUUAGGUGCACUUUUCAUCUCAAGGAUUUUGAAAUAUGGGGACAUGAUGUAAUUUUGAUUGCUAUUUAUUAUAGUAUAUUAGGAAGGGCUUCCAGCUAUUUGGUGAUCAUAAGAAAAUUUAAAGCGCUGCUAUUUGACAGCUCGAUACUUCAUACUUGACUAAAAAGAGAACCUGCGUUGCUUCAAUUUACGUAAUUUGUCGAUUAAUAUUAUAAAGGAGUACUAUUAACAUACUAUUAUGUAACUUCAACUUGUCACAUGGAUUGAACUAUCCUUGUCUUCUGAACUCAUUGGUAAAGUUCCAAUAAAAUAGCCUUUAAGCCUUCCAGUAGGUUGGGAAGUGAGAAGUGGUCCUAUUUAAAUUGUAAUGUGGAUGAGUGCAAUUACAAGGUUUGCUGACUUAUUAGCUACAUGGUUAAGUAUGUGAGUAGCGUUGGAAAUUACUAAAAAUCGUAUUGCUGAAAAAGUGAUACCAUGAGUGAUUGAUGUUUUUAUGAUAUUGUAAAUGACAAUCAUUAUAAAUAAAUGAAUUAAUUGAUUAAUUAAUGGAUUCGAAAAUGUUCAUUAUUUGUUGGAGCACGUUGUUAAGUCUUAUCUCGAGUUUAUAACUUAAUGCUGUUAUAGGUUUAUAACUUUAAAAAAUAUUGGUUUUUGCAGUGUUAUUCCUAUCCGCAAAAAUGUACAUUAUCGCCUCUGAUUAUUCAUGUUAUAUAAUUGGUUUUCACUUAUUGAAUUAUUGAUAUAACGCAUUAGCCUACAAAUUACAAUAGCUUUAAUAAAAUAUAUGGUUGUCAUGAAAAAGUCUAGUGCAGUAGCCUAAUCGCCUAUUUAUAUGUUUGAUCAUACAUUUUACCUUUAAAUUAUAAAAUCUUUAAAGAGAUUAUUGGGUCUGAGAGAUUAUUCUGUAUAACCUAUUCCUGUCAACAUAUUAGUAUAUUAUGCAGAUUUAAUAAUUUAGACAUUAUACUGAUACUUGAUUAUUCUAUUGAAAAAUUAAAUUUUCCAAUGUAAAAUUAUCUCAAAGAUUGGAGAAUUAUUAAGUGAAAGUUUUUUUUCAAAAGCCUCUUCCUUUAUUUAAAUUUGAUAUGGAAAUCUUUGAUUUUUUUGAAGAAAAUUUUCUGUAAAUCUUCAACAGUACAAGAGUGUAUAUAAUAAUAAUUCUGUAUAAGUGUAUAGUACUGUACAGUACACAAUUUUAAUGAACAGAAUUAAUUGAUCAUUCUGUUUAGAAUUUAGAUGAUGAAUUAACUUUCUAGUUGGACUUUCAAACAUUCAUCUUAUUUUACUAAUUACUCAGUUUUGGAAAUUUUGGAAUUUGCUUUAUAAUUAGAUUAAUGCC